Molecule: messenger RNA, 588 nt
Organism: Prunus armeniaca (apricot)
Lineage: Eukaryota; Viridiplantae; Streptophyta; Magnoliopsida; Rosales; Rosaceae
Source: the annotation of a GenBank genome assembly
AUGGACAGCAUCCUUCAGAAGCUGAGGAAUUUGGACGCCUACCCUAAAAUCAAUGACGAUUUCUUCAGCCGUACACUCUCCGGUGGCAUUAUUACCCUCGCCUCUUCCCUCCUCAUCCUCUUGCUUUUCUUCUCUGAGCUCAGACUAUACCUCCACACUGUUACAGAGUCAAAGCUGCUUGUAGAUGCUUCAAGAGGGGAAACCUUACAUAUCAAUUUUGAUGUAACUUUUCCUGCUAUCCGGUGCUCAUUACUCAGUCUUGACACAAUGGAUAUCAGCGGUGAACAACAUUUUGACAUACGACACGAUAUAGUCAAGAAAAGAAUUGAUGCUCAUGGUAAUGUAAUAGAAGCUAAGAAGGAUGGAAUUGGUGCACCAAAGAUUGAUAAUCCCUUGCAAAGGCAUGGUGGAAGGCUUGAGCAUAAUGAAAAAUAUUGUGGUUCGUGCUUUGGAGCAGAAAUGUCUGAUGAUGACUGUUGCAACUCAUGCGAUGAAGUUCGUGAUGCAUAUAGGAAAAAAGGUUGGGCACUGACAAAUGCAGAUUUGAUAGACCAGAAGAGAGAGACGAGUCAGAAGAGACCACUGUAG